GGUGCAAAAAUGCGAACUCAGCUUGUUGGUGUGUUUUUAGCAGUCGUCGGCUUUCUUGGCACCAUCCUCAUCUGUGCACUGCCUGCAUGGAAGGUGACAGCUUUUAUUGGUGCAAACAUCAUCACAGCUCAAGUCUUCUGGGAAGGUUUGUGGAUGAACUGCGUGAUCCAGAGCACAGGACACUCACAGUGUAAAGCCUAUGACUCUAUCCUGGCUUUACAACAGGAGCUGCAGGCUUCUCGAGCUCUGAUCUGUGUCUCCAUCGCUGUCAGUGUGGUGGCGAUCGGGCUCACUGUGGUUGGGGCCCACUGCACCAACUUCUUUCGUGACGACCAGCCGAAAAAAGGUCAGAUCGGCGUGGCUGGAGGUGUGGUGUUCAUAGUGGCGGGACUGCUAUGCAUCAUUCCUGUUAGCUGGUCAGCUCACAGCAUCAUCACUGGUUUCUUCAACCCUUUGGCCACCAAUGAGAGGAGGGGAGAACUUGGAGCUUCCAUAUAUGUGGGAUGGGCGUCUGGAGCUCUGCUCAUCAUUGGAGGAGUGGUCUUGUGUACCACCUACAGAUGCUGA
This is a messenger RNA of Cheilinus undulatus (humphead wrasse), 567 nucleotides long. Its product is annotated as claudin-4-like. The record is from RefSeq and is a predicted model, not a curated record. Gene Ontology annotation, cellular component: plasma membrane; bicellular tight junction. Gene Ontology annotation, biological process: cell adhesion; bicellular tight junction assembly. Gene Ontology annotation, molecular function: structural molecule activity. Lineage: Eukaryota; Metazoa; Chordata; Actinopteri; Labriformes; Labridae. The transcript has a single exon. The coding region runs from base 10 to 567 and encodes 185 amino acids.